Messenger RNA from Frankliniella occidentalis (western flower thrips), 3400 nucleotides. Its product is annotated as zinc finger and SCAN domain-containing protein 2. Lineage: Eukaryota; Metazoa; Arthropoda; Insecta; Thysanoptera; Thripidae. Gene Ontology annotation, molecular function: RNA polymerase II cis-regulatory region sequence-specific DNA binding; DNA-binding transcription factor activity; zinc ion binding. Gene Ontology annotation, cellular component: nucleus. The transcript has 19 exons. The record is from RefSeq and is a predicted model, not a curated record. Bases 127 to 3021 code for a protein of 964 amino acids. Gene Ontology annotation, biological process: regulation of transcription by RNA polymerase II.
GAAAUAUGACCAGCGCAGUCAGAAUAAUGAUUCACUAGAAACUCCUCGUUCACCGUUUAAGAAGGUUUUGGCUCUGUCCAGAGAAUUGUAAAAUCGAAUGGUCUUCAAGACAUUGCUAAAAAGAAGAUGGAGGUGGAGUUGUAUAAUUCCAUGAUAUGUAGACUUUGUGCAGCAGAAAAUUCUAAUGCAACCCUAUUGUACUCUCCGGAUGAUAGUGGAGAGUGUUUGAGUUCUUUGGUUAACAAGUAUUUGCCUUUACAGAUCUGCGAUGAUGGCAAACUGCCUCGCACAAUAUGCCCACCGUGCAAUCUACAAUUGCAUUCAACCAAAGCCUUCCUUGACCAUGUUGUACUUGGUCAGCAAAAAAUUCGAGAUUUGUGGAAACAACAGGUCGAGCAUCAUAAACGGUUGGAUAAAGAAAGACUGCGGAUAACCCAGGGUCAAGAAAUUAUUAUUCCUGAAACAAUAACAACAGAAGAUGGGACUGAAGCACAAAUUCUUAUUCACUUGCCAGAUGGUACACUGUUCACAGCUGAACAUGGCCUCUCAUUAAAAAUGGAAGGCUUAGAAAAGCCCAAACGGAAAAGGGGAAGACCACCAAAGCCUCGCCCAGACCCAGAGCAGACUGUUUCACCUACUGAGGCAACUACUAGUACUGAUAAAGACAUUGAGCAAACUCUGAAUGAGUCUAUGGAACAAGAUGAUGGCGAUGAAGAUGGUGAUGAUGAAGGAGAAGGAAGACGAAGAAGGAGAAAGAAAAUCCCUCGCAGAUUCAUGGAAGCUGUUCAAGGAAAAGAGCUUGAAAGAAUGUUUCGGGAGGAAGGUGUGAUUGAUGAGGAUGAUGAUGAUGCCGGCAAGCUUAAUUCUGAUAUCUCAUUGCCUACUCCAUCCUCUAAAGACGAAGUGAUAGGUCACUUAGAGACUCCAGAUGGUGAAAAUCUUGGAGAACUUGUGAUUGUAAACCGCGGCCGAGGACGAGGAAGACCCCGUAAUUCAAAGAAGCGAAAGAUUAAUUUUGAGUGUGAAGUAUGUGGAAGAGGAUUUCAGCACCGCAGUAGAUAUUUGUUACACAAGAAUUUCCACAAAGGAAUGAAGUAUGAAUGUGGCACCUGCCAGAAACAGUUUAAUAGUAAAGAAAACUUGGAAUUACAUCACAAAGCACUUGAGCACUCAGGGGAAGUCAUUAUUGAAGUCCCUUCUGAAAUCAAACCAGAGGAGGUACCCAAUGAAAAUAAUUUGCAUUGCGAGAAAUGUGAAAAGGAAUUUUCCUCUAAGGAUGAUUAUGAGCUUCACUUGCAGUCUGUUCAUGGGGGUGAAAAACCUUUCAAGUGCCAGCUAUGUCCCAUGACCUUUCCAUACCAGUCCAGUCUUAGGUACCACAUCACAUCACAACAUGAUGCUGCUAACUCAGAACAAGCUCCUGCCUCAAAUACAAUCACUGAUCCUAAACCUGAUGGCAAAGGUGGUUAUGAGUGUGACAUAUGUGGGAAAGUUUUAAAUCACCCAAGUUCUGUUUUGUACCACAAAGAAGCAGAACAUAACGAUGGGCGUCGUUUUGUCUGUAGCAAAUGUGGGAAAGGAUUCAAACACAAACAGCUACUUCAAAGACACCAGCUUGUUCACUCGGAUGAUAGGCCAUUUGUGUGCAAUGAUUGUGGUAGUAGCUUUAAAACAAAAGCAAAUUGGCUCAACCACCAGUCUACUCAUACAGGAGAGAAGAAAUUUUUCUGCGAUCUUUGUGGGCACCAAUUUGCUCAUAAAACAAGCCUUACUUUACAUUAUAGAUGGCAUGAAGGACAUAAGCCAUAUGAGUGUCAUGUUUGUCACAAAAAGUUUUCCCAAAAUGGUAACCUUCAGGAGCAUCUUCGAAUUCACUCUGGUGAGAAGCCUUUCUGUUGUGAUUAUUGUGGUCGAAAAUUCACAACAUCUUCCCAGUUCAAGCUUCAUGUUAAGAGACACACCGGAGAAAGACCUUGGAAAUGUGAGUUUUGUGGAAAGUCAUUUCUUCAUAAAGAUACCUGGAAAUGUCAUACUAGAAGACACAAGGGUGAAAAGCCUUUCCGUUGUAAUUUUUGUGCUCGUGGAUUUACUGAACAAUGGGCCUUGAAGAAGCACAUGCGUCUACAUACUGGUGAAAAGCCGUAUUCAUGCAAUGUGUGUGGGAAGGCUUUUGCUGAUUGUUCAAACCUUACAAAACACAAAAAGGUCCAUAGAGAAAAUAAAGUGCCUCUUGGAAGUGCUGUGCCUAUGGAUCGAGCUGUAUGGAAUAUUAUCAGAACCCAAAUGACUGAUGACCUUAGUGCUACCGCUGGUGGAGAUGAUAUGGUUGGUGUAGGUAUUGUGCCUAAUGCACAAGGUUUAACCAGCGUUAAUGAAGAUGGAGAAGCUGUCCAGCAAAUCAUUUAUGUGUCCUACCAAGACCCAGACGAUCCCUCUGAAUCACACACUUUGCACAUUGUGGAUGACGUCGCUGCUGGAACAGCAGAUGGUCUGAAACUUCUUUCAACUGGAGAUGACACAACUCACUUUGGUGAUCCAGUUGUUGGAGAUGCUGAUACAACCCUGGAUCUAGGUCAAUUAAUUGCACCCCAGGGCCUGCCUGUGACAGAUGAAGAAGGAAAUCCCAUUCAUUUUACAAUGCAGGAUGGAAGCCAACUACAGAUAACUACACCUGAUGGACAAUCAUUGAUGGUAACUACUGAAGAUGGAAGAGCUAUUCCAGUUCAGUUGACCACUCCGGAUGGGCAUCCCAUUUCAACCGGUUUCUCCACGGCUGAUGUGUCAUCACAUUCACAGUUACAAGUUGCUUCAGACUUAGGUGGCAAGGCACUGGCAUGUGUCGGGGACGGCUUAAUAGUGGAACAUGCAGGAGUUGGAGCUGUUGAUACUGACAAUGAUGUGGAACAGCACAUAGAAUUUACAACAGAAGAUGGUAGAAAAUUAAGAUUUGUUGCAUCUUCUGAUGUCAACCAGCUUCAACUGGUAGAUUUGAUGUCCGCUCAUAUGCCUCAGGUUCAGUGAAUUAAAUUCUAUACAAUAUUUGAAGAGAAUUAUCAUAUAAAAUGUAAAAUUUUCUACAUGCUGUAUAAUGUGUAUUGUUAUAAAUAUGAGCUUAUUUUCUUUGUUGUAACAAUGUUGUUGGAUCAUUAGAUCAUGGAAUUAUAAGGAAAAUGCACAUUGCAUUGUGCAUAAUGUUGAUCACUCCAGUGAUAAUUCAUUAAAUUGUGAAAUGUUCUACUGGAAAGUGUUUCAGAAUACUCUGAUCUUUAUUUUGAAAGAGAGUGUUUAUAAAUUCUAUAUUUGAAAUCAUAACUGCAAGAAGAUUACCAAAGAACUUGCUGAAUUAUAAUAAUGUGAUGCAAUAUAUGAUUAGCAGGGCAAUAAAAAUUCUUUACAAUGA